Messenger RNA from Anoplophora glabripennis (Asian longhorned beetle), 4342 nucleotides. RefSeq names its product WD repeat-containing protein 19 (gene Oseg6). The coding region runs from base 48 to 4154 and encodes 1368 amino acids. The transcript has 18 exons. Gene Ontology annotation, cellular component: cilium; intraciliary transport particle A. Gene Ontology annotation, molecular function: protein binding. The record is from RefSeq and is a predicted model, not a curated record. Gene Ontology annotation, biological process: intraciliary retrograde transport; cilium assembly. Lineage: Eukaryota; Metazoa; Arthropoda; Insecta; Coleoptera; Cerambycidae.
AAAAAAUGUUUGUAUUGUAACUAAAACAAUUAUGAAAUCCAUAUUUUAUGAAUAAAUAUACAAACAUGGGUACAGAAAAGUUAUUAUUCAGACUGGAACAGCCCCAUGGGAUUGGAGAUAUUUAUAUAGCAUGGCAGAAGGGUUCCGGAAUGUAUUUAGCGACAACGGGUAUCGAUUCCAUGGUGAAUAUAUUCGAUCGUUAUGGGGAAAUUCAGGAAAGAAUAAGAUUGCCCAGUUUAUGUACUGGAUUUUCUUGGGAUUCUGACGGAGACGUUCUGGCCGUCAUUUGCCAGUCUUCGCAACUAGUGUUGUGGGAUGCAAAUACAAUGAAAAAAAGUGUAAUUGAUGCAGGGCUGAAGGAUUUUAUGUCUUGCUUGAUUUGGGCUAAAAACACCCCUGUCUUAGCAAUUGGAUCUUCUAAAGGAAAUGUGUCCAUUUACAAUCAUAAUACUUCAAAACGAAUUCCUAUCAUAGGGAAACAUACAAAGAAGAUAACAUGUGGUGCUUGGAACACUGAAAACUUAUUGGCAUUAGGAUCGGAUGACAAAACGAUAUCUAUAAGUAAUAUAGAUGGUGACACACUAAGGGUAGUAAGUUUGCGAGCGGAACCAUUAGAGAUUCAGUUUUCUGAAAUGAAGACAGAUGAAAGAGUUGGCGAAAAUACAAUUAGUUUAAUCGUUGGAAGAAAAACGUUAUAUUUGUAUAACUUAUUGGAUCCAGAGAAUCCCAUCGAAUUAGCAUUUCAACAACACUAUGGUGCGAUUGUAAAUUAUAAGUGGUUCGGAGACGGAUACAUUUUAAUAGGCUUCAGUGGCGGGUUCUUUAUAGCUAUAUCUACGCACAUCAAAGAAGUUGGACAGGAAUUGUUUCAAAUACGAAACCAUAAAAAUUCACUAACGGACAUAGCUAUUUGUGAAGUGACAAGUAAAGCGGCAUCUUGUGGGGAUAAUUCUAUAAAAAUCCACGACUUGUUAAAUUUACAAGAAACCUCGUGCGUUUUGACCCUGGCGCAAGAAAUAGGAAUAGACCGCAUAAAUUGGAGCACUGACGGACAGUUAUUGGCAGCUUGCACCAAAGGCGGUUCUUUGAACGUCUACGUGUCACAUAUGACUGUUUUAACGGCCGUGUGCCCGCCUCGCAUUGCCAUCUUGUCCAGUUUGACAGAAGUCAGCCUUUACAAUUACACGUCAGACAAAAUGAAAUUACAGCCGGUAGCGAUUUCUCUGGAGAUCGAACCGAGUUUCAUUGCGGUUGGACCUUACCACCUUGCCGCGGGUAUGAACAACAGGGUUUGGUUUUACGAUUUGACCAAGUCGCAGCCCGGCACUGACGACGCACCUUUGAAGCUCAAAGAUCGGCAGUACCUUGGUGCGGUAACAAGCGCGAGGCUCAAUACGGAAUACGCUUCCGUGCUGUUCGAGGGAAAAUUAUUGUUGCAUAUGAUUGAACUACCGGAGGUAAGUCAGGAAGAUAAAGAAAGCAUAACGUUCCCCGAUAACCAAAAUGAAACCGCCGUUAUAACGUGUCACGAAUUAACGACAGAUUUCCUGAUUUAUGGGUCCGAUAUGGGGCAUAUCGUCUACUUUCAUGUGGAGGAGUGGGCAAGAGCGGUAGAAUACAAACACAGCGUGGGUAUAACGGACAUUUUUGUUGACCCGGCAGGCACGCGAGUGGUUUUUCUGGACGUAAAGUCAAAGGGAUAUGUAUUUAACGCAGUUACGAACGAAGUGAUUCCCGUGUUAAAUUUGCCGAAUAAGGUUUUGGGUGUGACGUGGGAGAGCAACAUCGCAGAUCGGGACAUUUUUAUCGUAUACGACAAAAACGAAAUCUUUACUUUCGUCUACGUCAGACUGUCCACGGGUGGUUCUUUCGUGAAAAAAGUUGGUCAGACCUUGCUGGUAUCCAAACAAACUCCGCUGUUAAUGUGCGGCGGAGAGGUUAUGUCCGCUACAUCGGGAGGGCAAGUCACUCAACUCAUGUUGACGUCGCACGAUUCCACACAUAUCGGACUCGCCGAAAAGGAUCAGGCUGUACUGGAAGCUAACUUUAACAAACAACUUGCUUUGCACAGGUUUAACGCUGCCUUUGAUACCUGUCGUACCUUGAAAAACAAGAAGUGUUUACUUAAAUUAGCCGAGGAAGCGUUACGAUGUUUGGAAAUUGAAAUCGCGAUAAGGGUUUAUAAAGAACUAGAAGACGUAGCGAUGGUCAACAACCUAGAAAAUAUAUCAAACGUAGAGGAUUACAAGUUGUUGUGCGGUUUUAUAACGAUGUUCUUGAACAACUACGACAAAGCGCAGGAGUGGUUCUUGCAGUCUAGUCACCCCGCCGCCGCUUUGGAGAUGCGACGGGACCUUCUACAGUGGGACCAAGCGUUGCAGCUCGCCAAAAGGAUGGCUCCCGAGCAAAUCGCUAUGAUUUCCAGGGAAUACGCGCAACAGUUGGAAUUCAUUGGCAAUUAUUCGGAAGCGCUGAGACAUUACGAAAAGGGCUUGCAGGAGAACUUAAACACGGACCACACUCUGGUAUGCAAGGCGGGCAUCGCGCGGACGAACCUGCAUUGUUCCAACUACCGACACGGGAUGUCGAUCGCGAUAGAGCUCGACAAUAAGCAGCUCUUGAGAGAAUGCGCCGAGAUACUAGAAAAGAAGAAGCAGCUGUCGGAGGCGGCGGUGUUGUUCGAGAAGUGUAACCAGCACGACAGGGCCGCUUCCAAUUACAUAAAGCUGAAAAAUUGGAAUAAAGUGGGGGAGUUGCUUUCGAGCGUGUCGUCAAAUAAAAUCCAUUUGCAGUACGCCAAGGCUAAAGAAGCGGAGAAGAAGUACGAAGAGGCCAUUAGGGCGUACCAGAAGGCCAAAGAUUUUGAUUCCGUCAUACGGUUACACUUGGAGCACUUAAACAAUCCGGAGAUUGCCGUGGAGAUGGUGCAAGAGACGAGGAGCAUCGAGGGGGCUAAAUUGGUCGCUAAGUUUUUCCAAGGGCUUAACGAUAUAUCGUCCGCGAUUAGGUUUUUGGUAAUGUCAAAGUGCAGCGACGAGGCAUUUGAUCUGGCAAGAAAAAAUGGUAAAAUGCCCCUUUACGGCGACAUAUUACUAGACACUUUUUCCGAAGAUGAAAUAAAACCCCAGGACUUUGGUAGAAUCGCCACAUAUUUCGAGGGUGAACGGGACAGUUUGCUAGCUGGGAAAUACUGGUUCCACGCCCGUGACUAUCAAAAGGCGAUGAAACAUCUACUGAAAGCGGCCAAGUCGAAUUCGAGGGAAAAAGAGGCAAUCGCCACCGCCAUAGACGUCGUGGCCUCGUCCAACGACGAUUCGUUAUCGAACGCCCUCAUAGAAUUCCUCCUAGGCGAAACCGACGGGUUACCGAAAGACCCAAAGUACCUUUUCCGGUUGUACAUGGCCAGGAAACAGUUCAGGGAAGCCUCGAAAUCCGCCAUAAUCAUAGCGAACGAGGAACAAAUCAACGGGAACUACCGAAACGCGCACGACGUACUGUUCGCGAUGUGCCAAGAACUGAAACAGAACGGCAUCAACAUCCCGUACGAGAUGUACACGAAUUUAAUGUUGCUGCACAGCUACAUCCUCGUCAGGCUGCACGUCAGACGAGGGGACCACUUGAAGGGGGCAAGGAUGUUGAUUCGAGUGGCGAAUAACAUCUCGAAGUUUCCGUCUCAUAUCGUGCCCAUUCUGACGUCGACCGUAAUAGAAUGUCACCGGGCGGGUUUAAAACACGCGGCUUACAAGUACGCCACCACUCUAAUGAACCCCGAUUAUAGGAAGAACGUGGAUCCGAAGUACGCGAAGAAAAUCGAGGCGGUUGUUAGGAAACCUCCUAAGAACGGUAAAGACGGCGAAGUCGUCGGCGACCCUCCCGAGGCCUUCACUCCUUGUCCUUACUGCGAAAAUAUGUUACCAGAGACCGAAGUUACUUGUAACGGUUGUAAGAACAACGUUCCGUUCUGUAUAGUAACGGGUCGACAUAUUGUGAAUGCCGACCUUACGGCGUGCCCGGAAUGUGAUUUUCCGGCGCUGAGGACCGAGUUUAUCGAGGUUUUAGACAGCGAGGAGCAGUGUCCUAUGUGUUCGGAAAAGGUAGACUCGAGAAGGUUAAUGAAAAUCGAAAAUACAAAACCGUACUUAAACGUAGAAUGAAGUGUCAGUUUAUGUAUUUAGGUUUUUUUUUAUUAGAUCUCAUUUGUUGCACUUUAGUGUGUAAGUGAUAGAACUUUAUUAUCCGUCCAGUACAGGGUGGCCCAUUUCGGUUGCGAUCGGAGGGUACAGGCUGAACCGUGAUUCAAAGGCUAUAUACAGGGUGUUCCUAAGUAAGUGUCGCAACGGAA